AAAUAGUAAUUAGUUACGAAAUUUUACUAUAGCAAAACUCUAUGGCUAUACCAUUUAACUAUUGCCACAUCUUUUUAUAACUUGAAGCUAAAUUAUUUAUUUAGCCACAAUAUUUUGUUUCAAAUAACUUAUUAUGGCUAAAGAGUUGCUAUUUCUACAAUUAUUUUUAUUGGGUAGCAAAAAAGUUAUAAUUAGCUACAGAAUUUUAUUGUAGCAAUAAAAUUGUAGCUAUUUAGAUAAUUAUUGUCAUGAUUGUUAGCGAUUAUAGCAAAUACAAGGAUUUAGCUUUGUAAACUUAAUAUUCGUGGAUAAGAAAUUUGAUGAAUUUUUAAAUAGCCACGAAAUUUGAAUUUUUAUGGCUAUUACUAGGUAAUAGCUACGAUUUUCAAAUUCAUAGCUUAGAUUUCGUAGCAAUAAGUAUAUUUUCUUGUAGUGGUUUUCGACAGCUUUUAAGUUGGGUUUCUUUUGUCUUUUCUCACUUUUCCUAAGCCCAAGACAUGACGUUUUAACUUCAAUUAGGGGAAUAUAUUCCACCAAGUACUCAAUUUUCUUUUAUUUCUACGCUCUCAACUCCCAACUCAAAAAGAAAACCCCAAGGAUAGCAAAAGCUAGAGUUUCAAGGCUUCCAAUCAAAUUCUUUUUCAAACUUCUUCAAGAACUUUGUUCUUCCAGGUAUGUAAGACUUCAAUGAGAGUAUUCAUUUCUUUCUCAUGUCUAAAGUAUUAUGAUUAUAAGAUAAAUUAUGUAUAAAUCUAGGAUUUUACCCAAUCUUAUUCAAGCUAUGAUUUUUAUGCAGAAAUUAGAGUUUUAUGAAAGAUUUCUCAUGCAUAUCAAUGAAUUACUAUGAACUACAUAUUUUAUUAUAUAAUUAUGAUUCUCCAAACAUGUGUCAAAAUUAUUUAUGAAGCUGUGAAAGCUACUGUUGAGUAUUUACAUGUUAUUCAUGAUUUCAAAUAAGUUGUCUCAUGUUUAAAUUCAUACGCAUAGAAGUAAGAUAUGUUUAUGAAAGAGAUAUUUUGAGCAUUGCCUCACAACAUCACGAUUCAUGAUUAGUAUGACAGUCGGGUAUGCCAUCAAUAUUUAAGUAGUAUGACAUCUAGAUAUGUCAUUCAUGUUUACGCAGUAUGACUUCACGAGUCAUCAAUGAUCAAAUCACAAUAUGAUUUUCGAUAUAGUUUUCAUGAUUACAGCCUAAAUACAAGUUAUUUUAAGAGUUUUGAGGGUAUUUUAAAUGAUCCCAAAUGUAUUAUUUUACAUUGAGAAAGAAAAUACUAUUUUAAGAAAAACAUAAAGAGUAUUCAGAGGCAUUUCAAACAGAUAAAGUUGAAUUAUCCCUUAAAGAGGGUCUUUUUUAGUAUUAUCUCAACUCAGAUGUUAUAUGAGCAUAUUGAUAUUGAUUAUUUUGCGAGUAGUAUUGAGCACCGAAUUGAGUAAGAGUUCAUUUUAAAUAUCAAGCCCCAUAAACUACAUAGCCACUGUAGGAUAGGAUCGUACCGACUUUUGGGUGACUCCUCACUGCCUCAAGAAGGCUUAUUGGAUGGAUCCAUAGUAAUAGUUAGCAUCAUUUACCCCGACAAAGUAUAGGAUGGCUCUGACAACGUUGGUAGAACGUUGUAUCUCGCUAGGCUCAUAGUGAUGGUUGUCGAUUAGAUAAACUCACCAACAGAGUAAAGUUUAUUAUUUUCACAUUGCUUUUAGUGCAUAUUUUAUUGUAAACUACAAAUGGUUUUCACUACUUGUUCAUAUCUUGUUUCACUUGAGUUAUAUUCAAUCAUAUGUUCAGCUGUUGUUUUAUUCGGUCAUAUUGUAUACUCAUACAUUCAACGUACUGAUGUCAUUCAACCUGGAUCAUUUCAUGAAGCAAUUUCAGGUACUUAGGAUCAUCAACAGACGUUUCGUUGAGAUCACAUCAUCUACUCGUCAGCUUCUGGUGUAACCUCCUUGCUUUCGGAGGACUCCAUUUUUGCUGAUUUAUAGUAAUAGGGUUUUGAGGUGUCGUUAGUCUUGUCUCAACACCGAUCUUUAGAUAGUAGAGGCUUCAUGGACAGAAAGAGUUGGACGGUUUUCAGAUUUUUUCUCAGAUGUUUUAUUAAACACUUACUAUUUAUACUAAGUAUUUUCAGACGUUGUUUUAAAAUUUCUUUAAAUGUUUAAAUACUCAUCUAUUAAAGUUUCCGCGUAUCUUAUUGAGUCAUAUGUACCAUAGUUAGCUUGAUCAAGGGUUCGCUUGGGACCACUAAUGGUUUUGAGUGUCGGUCACGUCCAGGGUGAAGGAAACAUAACAAAUAAUUAAAGGAAACAGUUUCAUUAACAAAAUAGUCUAAUAACCGAAAACAUUACUAACUUCGGUGUAAACAGAUAUAGUAAACCAAAGCUUGAGUAAAUACUCAUUGGUAGAGAGAGUAGCCAAAUCAACACACAUAUCCUUGUGUAUGUUUCAGAAGAAAGUAUAAUAAUUCAUAAAUAUCAGGCAUAGUUACUCUAUUUAUCAAACCUAACACAUAUGACUUUUAACUUGAUAUUAAUCCAGCUAACCAACGUUUCUGUUUUUGUUUGUUACACUUUGAUCUUUAUUGUAGGACUGAGUUGAGAUUUAUAGAGAAACUUGUGAAAGUUACUGAAAAUAAAGUAAACCAUUCAAUCCUGAGUGUUGCUCCUUACCUAAUUGGUAUGCAUUUUCGGGUUAACAAUAUUUGCUUGUGGUUGCAACAUAAAGCAGAUGAUGUUGGUAUUUUGGGCAUUUGUGGUAUGGGUGGUAUAGGGAAGACAACAAUCGCCAAAUAUGCAUUUAACUCUAACUUUGAAAGUUUUGAAAGAAGCAGCUUCCUCUACAAUGUUAGAGAUUUUUCCGAGUCUACGGAUGGACUAAUUUAUCUGCAGAAACAAUUUCUUUCUGAUAUUCUUGAUGGGAGGAAGAUUGACAUUCAGAGUGUUGAAGAUGGAAUCAAUCAGAUCAAAAGUGCUGUUUAUGGUAAGAGGGUUCUUAUUGUGCUGGAUGAUGUUGAUGAAGUGGACCAAUUAGCCGCUAUUACUGGAAUGCGAGAUUGCUUUUAUUCAGGUAGUAAAAUUAUAGUGACAACUAGGCACAUAGAGUUACUAAGGGCUUGUGAAAUUGAAUUGAUUGAUCAUGUUCAGAAACUGAGCAUAGGCGAAUCUAUUGAACUAUUUAGUUGGCAUGCAUUCGGACAAGACCAUCCAGUUGAGAAUUACACCAAGUUCUUGAGAAGGAUUAUAGAAUAUUGUAUUGGAUGUCCUCUAGCUUUACAAGUUUUGGGUUCUUCUCUCUUUGGUAAAAGUUUAGCUGUAUGGGAAAGUACACUGAAGAAACUAGAGGCAAUUCCUAAUAGUAAAGUAUCAAAGAAACUGCAAAUUAGUUUUGAGUUUAUACAAGAUGAUCAUGACAAAAGCCUAUUCCUUGACAUUGCCUGCUUCUUUCUUGGAAAGAAUGUAGACCACGUUGUCACUAUACUUGAUGCAUGUGGAUAUUAUUCAAUGGUUGGGAUUCAGAAUCUCCAAGAUAGAUUCUUGUUGAUAAUUGAUGAAUAUGGAAAACUGAGGAUGCAUCCAUUAGUUAGAGAUAUGGGACGAGAAAUUAUACGCCAAGAAUCACCUAAGCAUCCUGAAAGACGGAGUAGGUUGUGGCAUUUCAAGGACUCAUUUAAUGUUCUGAAAGAAAAAAUUGGUUCAGAUAUGAUUCAAGGCCUGAACGCUAGGUCUUGUGCACACAAAGAUAAGCCACCAAGAUUCUUUUAUCAUCCAACUGCAGAUGAGUACUUGCAGGAAUGUGCCUACCUAAUGGGGAGGAAAAAGCUGUCAAGCCAAAAUAAUCCAUCAAGGCAACCACAACCUCGUAAAGUUCUUAUUUAUGGUUCCUCGAUAGAAUCACUUGGCAAAUCAAAGAAGGUGGACAGCGUCAACACUGAUGCAUUUUUUGGUAUGCACAAAUUAAAACUGCUGCAACUUGACAAUUUAGCAGUUAAAGGAAAUUACAAGGAGUUCCCAAGGUCAUUGAGGUGGUUGUGUUGGCACAAAUUUCCAUAUAAAUGUUUACCUGAUGGCUUACCUUUGGAGAAACUGGUGGUUCUGGAAAUGCGCUACAGUAGGUUGCAUCAUCUUUUUGAAAGAAACAAGGUUCUCAGUGCAUUAAAGAUUCUGAAUUUGAGUCAUUCAGAAGGUCUGUCCUACACCCCUGACUUCUCAAAGCUCCCAAAUCUUGAGAGGAUAAUUCUCAAGUACUGCACUAGGUUGACUCAGAUUGAUAAAUCGAUUGGGGGACUAAAGAGACUCCUCAUUUUGAACCUGAGAGGCUGCCAAAGUCUACGGAAACUUCCCAGAUGUAUUAUUGAUGUCCAUUCCCUCGAGAAGCUUAUUCUGUAUGGUUGCUCAAAAUUUGUAUGGUCUUCAUUAGAGCUGGGUAAGAUGCAUUCAUUGCUAGAGCUUGAUGCCGGUGGAACUGCUAUCCAUCAAGUUUCCACUUCUGUGUGUAAGAAGCAUUUACUGAGUUUAGCUCUGUGCACUUCAGUCUCAAGCCCGAGAAAAUCUCCUGGAAUUGUUAACCUGUUAACUACAGUAUCUCAGACAUUAGUAACCUUAAGUCUUAUUGGAUGUGGUUUAUCAUGUGAUUUGAUUCCAGUGGAGAUUGGUGAUUUCUCCACACUGCAGAACUUGUUUUUAAGUAAGAAUCCAAUUCACAGCUUACCAGAUAGCAUCAAGAGGCUUACCAAUCUCCAGGUACUUGAGUUAGAUAAAUGCGAAGAACUUAAGUAUCUUCCAAAGAUCCCAGCCAGUGUCACAACCUUGAGCAUCCACGGAUGCAGGUCACUCGAGCGGUUAUCAAAUUUACCAAACAUAUUGACAACAUUGGAUUUUCUUGCAUUAAGAUGCAACAAACUAAUUGAGGUUCAGGAAAUGUUCCAGCUAAAAUGCAUUUCUUUAUUUGAUGCUGAUUUAAUCAGCAUUCUGGGAUUACCCAACUUGAGUGAAACUAAGGUGGAUCUGUACAACAACCUGACUCUUACAAGAUGGAAAUGUCCUAUACAGGGCCUCUAUGAAUUUGGCAUAUUCAGUACUUCUGUCCAUGGAAGUGAGCUUCCAGACUGGUUAAGCUACAAUGCUAAAGGGUCGUCCUCAAUCAGUUUUGAUGUGCCUAAUCAUGACAUUCAGGGUUUAAACUUAUAUGUUAUCUAUGGAAACGCCAGCAUAUCUUAUUGUACAAGGAGAAAUAAAUUUUGGAAUGAGUUUCAUGUUAGAAUGGUAAAUAAGACCAAGGAUCUGAGAUGGACAUACAGUCCAAUAAUUCAUGGUAUUCCAGAUAAUGAUGAAGAUCUCACAUGGCUAUGCCAUUGGGAAAUAGGAGAUAACUUGGAUCCUGGAGACUCUAUCAGCAUUUCAAUGACUCUAUAUUCUGGUGUUCAAUUGAAGGAAUUUGGCGUUCACAUUGUGUAUAAGCAGAAUAAGAACAAUUUGAGAUGUAACACAUCAUCUCCUCCUGCACACCAUCUCAUUAAUGGGGUGGAUAACUCUGCAUAUCAGGUUCAAGGCUCCUACUUCCUCUGUCAUCAUGACUUUGAUAUUCAGCAAAAAUAUUUCACUGAUGGCUGGAAUUCGACGGGCUGGUAUGACUUCUUCUUUGGUGAUAAUUCUGAUCAAGAUUUUCCCGAGGAAAUGGUUCCCCGUCACAUUGCAGAUAUGACCAGUGAGAAUGUCUAUGGACUUGUAUCUGGAGUGGAGGAUGAUUAAACAUGGCGAUUGCCAUGAUGCUGGAUUGCUGGUGUGGAGCGCUAAGGUUUUCUAAAUCAUAUGAUAUGAUCCAGUACCAUUCAUUAUUUUUAUGCAAAGGGAAAGAGGUGAAAAUUUAGAUAGUCAACCAAUUGAGGCUACGUACUAUGAUUUCCUGCCAUUCAUUAUAUAUUGUCAAUAUGAGACUAUGAAAGAGUGCAGGUUUCCAAAUGUUC
This is a messenger RNA of Solanum tuberosum (potato), 5954 nucleotides long. Its product is annotated as disease resistance-like protein CSA1. The transcript is spliced from 4 exons. Lineage: Eukaryota; Viridiplantae; Streptophyta; Magnoliopsida; Solanales; Solanaceae. The record is from RefSeq and is a predicted model, not a curated record. The coding region runs from base 2671 to 5739 and encodes 1022 amino acids. Gene Ontology annotation, biological process: defense response. Gene Ontology annotation, molecular function: ADP binding; protein binding.